This is a messenger RNA of Misgurnus anguillicaudatus (oriental weatherfish), 2244 nucleotides long. RefSeq names its product transmembrane protein 240a (gene tmem240a). The record is from RefSeq and is a predicted model, not a curated record. Lineage: Eukaryota; Metazoa; Chordata; Actinopteri; Cypriniformes; Cobitidae.
ACACGCUCACGCACGGCCACGGGAACGCUCCUGGCUGCCGUGGACGACAUCGAAAGGUAUAAAGCUGGAAUGGCAGAUGCUGCAUAAACCCAAAUGGAUUUUAGGAAAGAAGGGUCUUGUCUUCUGGUGCCUCAGAAAAGCCCGUCGCACGAACAAACGGCGUACAGAAUGCGGAUCACAGGAGACGUGUAAUGCGAACUACUUGAAACAUUUCUGCAAAUAAAUCCUUGACGACGAUCAAUCCACGGUUUGCCAAGAACACGUGAAUGAAACUGGAACAUUGAAGAACUAGCUAUCCCUGGCCUUGCACCACAUUUCAACGGUGUUGGAGCGCAAAGGAGGAGAGAGACCAUAGCAUCAGUAAUAAGACCAGGAGAAUCUCAGCACCCUCCCACGACGAUACCGAACCACACAGCUGAGGCGGAUUCAUCUGCAGCAUUGGGGUACAGGAUCGUAUCACUGGAUUUGGUUGAAGACUGUGUUUGUAGGCUAAUACAUUUGGAUAGCGAGAUCUGGUGAGCACUGCCAUAUGCACCUCAAGAGCAUCUUCCAGUUUCGGACUGAGAGGCAGGUGUAGGUGCAAGGGCGCAUCCAUGAGCGUCUUCUCCCGGGACGGCAUGUUUUUAGUUUAGGCGGAUUUGUUGAAAAGACUGGUGGAAGAGGAAAGGCGGGUUCUGAAGUUUUGAUGCAUAUGAUCACAACCACCAUGAUUUUUAUGAUCCUCGGUGCUUCAGUUGUAAUGUGGUCACAGUACCAGGUCAUGUAGCGGUUGCUGUGUGCCAAUACUGCUUGUCAUGUCCCGGUUGACUCGAAUGGUUCUUUGCAGGCGAUAGCGUGUUUAAUGGACAUGAACGCACUCCUGGACCGCUUUCACAACUACAUCUUACCGCAUUUACGAGGGGAAGACCGCGUCUGUCAUUGCAACUGUGGAAGGCAUCAUAUUCACUAUGUAAUUCCAUAUGACGGAGACCAUUCACUCGUGGACUCAUCUGAGAAUUACUUUGUGAGUGACAGUGUGACCAAACAGGAGAUGGACCUCAUGCUGGGGCUGUUGCUGGGGUUUUGUAUCAGCUGGCUGUUGUUGUGGCUGGAUGGGGCUUUACACUGUGCUGUGAGGGCCUGGAGAGCCAGUCGCUACUAUGAUACCCCAUCCUGGUCAUGGUUGCCACAGUUUUGUAACCUUCGGGAUCUCCGUAGACGUGCGCAGCUUCGGCAGCUGGAGGAUUCCAGUGGAAACAUGGUGCACAUCAAGCAGAAGCUUUAUCAUAAUGGUCACCCCAGUCCUCGUCACCUCUGACUCUUUUACGGCAGUUUUCCCGAAACUGCUCCAUUACCAGCUGCUGCCUCAGAGACCCACUUUAAUCGUUCCAGUCUGAACCAUCUUUUAGAUCUUCUAAAAGCACUCAACACAUUUAAAUAUUUGCCAAAAUUCAAGACGAAUCGUUGCCAAUGUCCUGAUCUGUGUUCACGUCCGUCACGUAUGAGACUGAAAUGUGGGGCGAAUGUUUUUUCUGUACAGACAUGUUAUUUUUCAUUGCUGAAUCUAGGCAUGCACUUUUAGAACGGGGAAGAUGGUUUUGUGAGACAUUGGGAGUCAAUUAAUUUUUAUCUUGCUUCCCCUACCUUUUUUAGCUUUUUCAUCUGAAUAUGAUUUUUUUGGGAGAUGGGGAUACAUGGGUUAGGUCAUGGUUUUGUGAUAGUGUAGUUAGAGAUUAGCUAUACUGCUAAUGUAAAUAGUUAUAAAUAUUGUUUUAUGGGAUUGAAGUCAAAAGAGUAGGAUGUUCUAAGAAAACUAGUCAUGAAUUGUAAGAAAAAGAAAGAGGUAAAAGACAAAAUAGUGUAUUUGAAUGCAGAUGUGAUAUGUGAACGUUUUGGAUGGAUGAAGAAGAGACUUUAAAAACGACUGAUUAGCUUUGUUACUAUGUGAAAUAAAUGAAUGUAAUAAUUUUAUCUGUAAAUAAAUGAGAGUGCAGGAAGAUUGAAAUGAACGUUCAGGGCUCUUUUUGCUGUUUCAAACGUCAUCUGUCAAAUGCUUGCAUUCGCUUUGUCUUCCCUACACUGUGUCCAAUAGCCCUUCCAGGAUUGCUUUAAAAACUACUCCAUACUCAAACAAGAACAACCAGCCUGCCAGCAAAAAGAGUCCUGACCUAAUUUUCUCUUCCUCUUUAUGUCCAGACAUUGCUGUUGUGAAGAUAAAAUGUCUGUUUUAUUAAAAGUGCCACUGCAGCACAACAGUGACCCCUA